Molecule: messenger RNA, 2176 nt
Organism: Ipomoea nil (Japanese morning glory)
Lineage: Eukaryota; Viridiplantae; Streptophyta; Magnoliopsida; Solanales; Convolvulaceae
Product: putative proline-rich receptor-like protein kinase PERK6
Exons: 7
Coding region: 133-1941 (602 amino acids)
Biological process (GO): protein phosphorylation
Molecular function (GO): protein kinase activity; ATP binding
Source: RefSeq, a predicted model, not a curated record
CAACAUAGUUGUUUCUUUCUCUGAAAAUCUUUCCCGCCCUUCUCCUAAAGAGGUGACUUUUUGGGAGAUUGGUAGGGUGCGAUAAGUUAGUCGUGUCCAGGUAGAUUGUGGCGAAGACUACUACGUCUGCAAAUGGAGGGGUCUUCGCUUCAGGAAUCUGUACCUCCCCAAUCAUCAUCGGCAGACGACUCAUCAUCAUCAUCUCCACCCGCUGACGUCGAUUCUUCCUCAUCAUCAUCAUCAUCUCCACCUGAUGACGUCGAUUCUUCCUCAUCAUCAUCAUCAUCCCCAGGACCUGAUUCAAGCCAAAGCAGCAGCAGCAGCAGCUCUAAUAAUGAUGCUUCCCCUGAUCAACUUCCUCAGUCUCAGUCGUCAUCAGAUGGGGAUAAUGGGGAUUCAUCAUAUCCUCAACCCUCUUCACUGAAUCCCUCAUCAGGAAAGCAAAAAUCGAAGAAGAAUUCAUCGGACAAGGGACUCUCAGAUAAUGAGAAAGCCAUGAUUGCAGGAGUUGCAGCAGGAGCAGGACUUUUGCUUCUUAUUUUGAUCGUGUUCCUCAUCUCUUGCUGCCGUAGAAGUAAAAGGCGAAAGCAAAAGAAAUAUGGUCAAAUGAACUACUAUAACGACGCGUCUCAUGGUCAUGGAGGUGGUGGAGGUGGGUACUAUCAACAAGCUGCAGGUGGACAGAAUGGAAAUUGGCAGAAUAAUAAUGGGCAAUAUUCGGGUGAGCAGGCGCAUUUUGUUAAUAUGCCUCCGCAUAUGCAAAUGCAAAUGCAAAUGCCACCCAGCGGUGUUAUGAGUUCAGAAUAUGGGUGGGCAAUGGGUCCUCCUCCACCGCCACCACCAAUGAUGAGUAGUAGUGAUAUGAGCUCUGCAGCUUUCUCAUCAUCAGGUCCACACGGUGGUCAAGCAAUGGCACCUCCUCCUCCGCCUCCUCUGGGUGGUUUUAACCAGAGCAGCUUCAGUUAUAAUGACCUGGCAGCCGCAACAGGAGGGUUUUCUCAGUCUAACUUAUUGGGUCAAGGUGGGUUCGGGUAUGUACAUAAAGGUGUAUUCCCAAACGGUAAGGAGGUUGCAGUAAAGAGUCUAAAAUCUAAUAGUGGACAAGGAGAGCGAGAAUUUCAGGCUGAGGUUGAGAUCAUCAGUCGAGUGCACCAUCGCCACCUUGUGUCUUUGGUUGGGUAUUGCAUUGCUGGAUCUCAGAGGAUGUUGGUAUAUGAGUUUGUUACCAACAACACUCUUGAAUAUCACCUUCAUGGAAAACCCUCUCCAAUUAUGGACUUUCCAACAAGGCUUAAAAUUGCUCUCGGCUCCGCCAAAGGCUUUGCUUACCUACAUGAAGAUUGCCACCCUCGCAUUAUACACAGAGAUAUAAAAGCUGCAAAUAUUCUACUGGACCAUAAUUUUGAUGCAAAGGUGGCUGAUUUUGGAUUGGCUAAACUCUCUAACGACAACAACACUCAUGUGUCGACACGAAUCAUGGGAACAUUUGGAUACUUGGCUCCGGAGUAUGCAUCUAGCGGCAAACUGACAGAGAAAUCUGACGUUUACUCUUAUGGAGUAAUGCUGUUGGAACUCAUAACUGGACGACGGCCCAUUGAUAUAAAUAAUGAUGAUGAGGACACGCUAGUGGACUGGGCUAGGCCAUUUCUGACGCGUGCUGCAGAUGGUGGAAGCUUUGAAGAAGUGGUGGAUCCACGGUUGGAGAAGAAUUAUAAUCCGCAAGAGAUGAAACGCAUGGUGAUUUGUGCUGGUGCGUGUAUUAGGCACUCUGGAAGGAGACGUCCAAAAAUGAGCCAAAUAGUACGUGCAUUGGAAGGUGAUGCGUCUUUGGAUGAUCUAAACAUGAAUGCUGUGGCAGGGAAAACCGAUUUCGACUCCGCUGCCACUUCCCAAUCCUCUGGACAGCAAUCAAGUCACGGGUUUAGUAGCGGUGAGCACUAGUCCUAUUCUAAUUAACCUCAACUCCAUCCCUAACUAAGUACCCAGGCCACCCAAUGCUAAUUAAAAUCUUCUCAACAUUAUAUGUAUGUGCCGUGCAAGCAACAACAUCAAUACUCUAUCUAUAUAUCUAUAUAUAUAUAUAUAGCUUUAAUUUAUGUGUAAAAUGUACAGUUAAUGGACUUGUAUAUAUAUAUUAAUUAAUGGAGUGUAACCCCCCUCACCAUAGGUACUCUUU